AUGUCAAGGCAUCACACAAUAGACAUGUCAUCAGCUAACGACGGUACGACCGAUAAAUACUCCAUCAUCCUCCCGACUUAUAACGAGCGCAAGAACUUGCCUGUGAUCAUCUGGUUGCUGGCCAGGACAUUUGAGGCCAAUGGGAUCGAUUGGGAGAUCAUCAUUGUAGACGAUGCGAGUCCGGACGGGACGCAGGACGUCGCCAAGCAGUUGGCGGGAGUGUAUGGCGAGGACCGAGUAGUACUAAAGCCUCGAGCAGGCAAGCUAGGCUUGGGGACAGCAUACGUCCACGGCCUCAACUUCUGUACCGGCAACUUUGUGAUCAUCAUGGACGCCGACUUUUCACACCACCCCAAAUUCAUCCCCGAGCUCAUCCGCCAACAAAAAACGCACAACCUCGACAUUGUCACCGGCACGCGAUACUCGUCUCACCCCAAACCGGGCUUCUUGUCCGGCGUCAAACCAAUAGGACUGGGUCCGGGCGGGGUGUACGGCUGGGAUCUGAAGCGCAAGCUGGUUUCGCGCGGAGCCAACUUUUUGGCGGAUACGGUGUUGCAGCCUGGGGUCAGCGAUCUGACGGGGUCGUUCCGACUAUACCGGAAACCCGCUCUCCAGAAUAUCAUCUCUCAGUGCACGUCCAAAGGCUACGUCUUCCAGAUGGAAAUCAUCGUCCGGGCUCGCGCAUUAGGGUACACGGUCGGCGAAGUACCCAUCACGUUUGUGGAUCGGAUAUAUGGCGAGAGCAAGUUGUCGGGGAGUGAGAUUGUGGGCUAUGCCAAGGGCGUCAUGUCGCUCUGGUGGGGAGUCUAG
Molecule: messenger RNA, 810 nt
Organism: Dioszegia hungarica
Lineage: Eukaryota; Fungi; Basidiomycota; Tremellomycetes; Tremellales; Bulleribasidiaceae
Product: GPI anchor biosynthesis-related protein
Exons: 7
Coding region: 1-810 (269 amino acids)
Biological process (GO): GPI anchor biosynthetic process; protein O-linked glycosylation via mannose
Cellular component (GO): endoplasmic reticulum membrane
Molecular function (GO): dolichyl-phosphate beta-D-mannosyltransferase activity
Source: RefSeq, a predicted model, not a curated record